AUGUCCAGCGAUAGCGAAGACUCCGAAGACCGCUCCCUGGUCGUAUACAACGAGUUCCUCAAAAUCCAACACUCCCCCCUCCUCCAAGAGUACUCCAUCUCCCGCAAGGUCGCCCGCAUCCUGCCUCUCCUCCCACCCCUCUCCGCAUGGGGCGUCAUAGAAAUCGUCUGCUACAAGCUCGGUUCCUUCUGGGACGUUUCGCCGACGGACCCUUCCUCGCCCACCACCACCUCCACCCUCCGGCGUGACCACGACAAGCGCGCCAUGCUCCGACACGAAAUCGCUUUCGAUCUCGUACACUUCUUGACCUCUCCCCAGCUUAACCUCAACCCCUACGGCAACGGCAACGGCAACCACUACGGUUCCCCCCAAAACAACCACAACAACAAUGGUACUCCCGCCCCUCCCGAAUUCCCAGGCUGGGGCUUCCCUAUCCCCUCCAUGCCGGGCGUUUCGCAGGUACAUCUCGUCUUCCACGACACGCCCAACUACUCGGACGACGAGAAGCGGUACCUAGUCAGCCGGUCGGAUUUCUUUCAUGACGAGAGCGUGUUUGUUGCCGUAUUCGACAGCGACACGCCCAACGAGGAGAGAGAUAUCAAUGGUAUUGAUCGUCAUCAGAUGCUUUGGAUCGCACCGAACCAGAUGAUUCCCAUCAUGCAGAUCAGGAUCGAUGGGACGAAGCAGCCGGCUGCGAUAUUGUGGAGGGAUCAGGUUACGGAUGGGUGGCAUGAUGGGGGAAACCACCAACACCAGCAGCCCCCCAUCCCGGUGCCACCUCACGAGCGGCCUAUGAGCACCGCCUUCCCCGGCUACAAAAAGUUCUGCUUGGAUCGACAUCCCGAAGACUCAAAGUAUGCUCUGAACUCAUCAGCUCUUUACAUCCGAGCGGAUAUCGUGGACCAGAAUUGGCCCAUUGGGUAUUACAGCCACCAUCAUCACCAUCAUUAG
This is a messenger RNA of Sordaria macrospora k-hell, 951 nucleotides long. NCBI's taxonomy places the organism in Eukaryota, Fungi, Ascomycota, Sordariomycetes, Sordariales, Sordariaceae. The record is from RefSeq and is a predicted model, not a curated record.